Messenger RNA from Sapajus apella (tufted capuchin), 2045 nucleotides. It is a transcript of the gene SDHAF3, whose product is annotated as succinate dehydrogenase complex assembly factor 3. Gene Ontology annotation, biological process: succinate metabolic process; mitochondrial respiratory chain complex II assembly. Gene Ontology annotation, cellular component: mitochondrion; mitochondrial intermembrane space. Lineage: Eukaryota; Metazoa; Chordata; Mammalia; Primates; Cebidae. The transcript has 2 exons. The coding region runs from base 1104 to 1481 and encodes 125 amino acids. The record is from RefSeq and is a predicted model, not a curated record.
CUGAUUGGCUGAAGCUCGGCUACUUGUCACAAGAAUAUACUCUCAGUUGCAGUUCAUUUACAUACUAAGUUAGGUUGCAGUUCCCUACAUAGCAACUCAGAGUAGGAAGGAAGCUUUACGCCAAAUUUAAUUUAAAUUAAGUUGGAGCAUGACCACAGUUGGUCAUGGCCAGAAGCUGAACACAGAUAUGGAAGCUAACACAAUAUCCAGUAGCGAGAGAUUGUGGUAGAGUACAUGGGGUGAAAUGGUUGAUUCCUGUGUUUUUGUUGGUGACACCAUCAUGAUUUAAUGAAGAACCAAAUGGGAGACAGGAAAGGACAACACAAGGAGCUGCCAGCUUUGGAAACCAGUUCAACUCUCAAUAUUACCUUUGCAAAAGUUAGAGCUUUGUGAAUUUCUAGAUUCAUCAUUCUUAUCCCAGACUAUUUAACCAGAAUCUCCAGAAUCAUGGCCCUGGAAACAAUACAUUUAAAAUGCUUCCCAAGAAUUCUUCUGCAGCCAAUUUGGACUAUGGAGUCAGCCGGCUCAGGGCUCACUUGUGUUGUUUACACGGAAGACCCCAUGCCCAGAGUAUAAACUGGGAGUACAGCGCUGUGCAAAGUGUGUAGGUUGGUGAGCUACUGGAUUAAUCUCUUAUCCCUGACGGUGGAUGCAGUAGUAUUCUAAGAUGCCUCAAGUGGGUUGGGAACUGCGGAAGGAUUCCUGGAGGAGCCUGAUUCUAAGGAAGCGUUUCUCAGGCCUUUGGUAGGAGUACAGAAACGAAGUUGAAUGAAAAAGACAGUGGAGUGGGACUGAGAAGUGACAACGGUCCACGACAGACCUCUCUUUUUCAAGGCCUCUGUCACCAGAUCGCGGCCCAGGAGAAGCCACAACGAGGCGCAGGCGCGACUUCACAAAGGCCACGCCCUACGUAGAGAAGGACCAACCCGUUUCCCGCCCGGAGGAAAGCUUGGGUUUCCGGAAGGACCUGAUUCUGGGAGGGACCAAACCGGAUAGAGGUCGCGCGCACUCUUCCGUCGGCCUUCCGGUUCACUAAUACGCGAUUUUUCAGAUGAGCGUGAACACGCUGUCCCUCUGCGCAGGCGUGGGCGGCGCGCCGCGGAAUGGCGGGGCUGCACGUCUCUCGAGUCCGGGCCUUAUAUAAGCGUGUCUUGCAGCUGCAUCGUGUUCUGCCCCCGGACCUCAAAGCCCUGGGCGACCAGUAUGUGAAGGACGAAUUUAGGAGACAUAAGGCCGUUGGUUCUGACGAGGCCCAGCGUUUCUUGCAGGAAUGGGAGGUGUAUGCAACAGUGUUAUCGCAACAAGCUAAUGAAAACAGGCAAAAUUCAACUGGAAAAGCAUGUUUUGGCAUCUUCCUCCCAGAAGAAAAACUUAAUGACUUCCGUGAUGAACAAAUUGGACAGUUGCAGGAGCUGAUGCAAGAAACCACGAAACCCAAUUGGCAAUUUAGUGUUUCUGAGUCGGCGGAACCAAAAUUGUAGUCUAUACAACAAAGCUUAACAAGACAUGCAAAAAUUUAGAACUCUUACUUUAAUUAUCAUUGGUUUUUGAAAUAUAUUAUUUAAGCUUUGAAAAUGCCUGUUACUAAUGAAAUAUCAUUUUUGAAUAUUAUGAAUGUAAUAUGUGGAUCAGGAUCACUAGUGACAAUUGAAAAAACUUCAUUGGAAUAAUAGUACUUGAUGUAUGAAAUUCGAUUUUACAACUAAACAGGAAAGAAUGGAUCAAAAUGGACAAGUUUCUAGAGUUUUGCUGAAAAAAUUUUAAAAUGCUAUUCUCAUCCAAGAAUAUUAGCCUUUUGGCUUUUCUUUAGCUUCAUCAAAGAAGUAUGUUGUGAUAAUGAUAGAUGUAGAAUUCCAGCAAGGUUAUUUUUUAAAUACAUUGUCAUUCUGAACAUUUCAUCACUUCUACUUUAAUAAUACAUACAUGAUUUUUGUUCUGAACAUCUCUUCUCCCUGCAUCACUGUUCAUUCACAAUAAAAGGUUAGGGAGAAACUUCAAAAUUCACUUACUAUCAAUCAUUUGUAUAAUAGACUAUACAAAAUAUA